Messenger RNA from Arabidopsis arenosa, 1591 nucleotides. The record is from the annotation of a GenBank genome assembly. Lineage: Eukaryota; Viridiplantae; Streptophyta; Magnoliopsida; Brassicales; Brassicaceae.
AACCCUCUUUCUCUGCUUUUUCUCCAAAUUUGAAUUCGAUGGAAUUCAGAUACAGAGCCAUCGACAGUAAUCGGCCACCUCCUGCGACGGACACGACACCAUCUCAGUCGCCGAACCCGAACUUCCCUUUGUUGUCGACGCGAUCAAUGUCAGGAAAAAGUGAGGAUCAACAAGUUCGGGAAGCGAUGAUUCAGCGGGAAAUUGAGAAAGAGCAAAUCCGUCAAGAGAUCAUUAUUACAGAAGCAGCGAGAAAACGAGAGCUUAUAGCCGAGGUUUUACAAGAGAUGGCUAUCGAGAGAGAGAUGGCGAUUAGACGAGUCUCUGACACCGGAAUUUCGCUAGAGGAGAAGCUCAUUAUGUGGAUCAAUCAAAGGAAACGUCCAAAUCAGAAUCAGAAUCAGAACAACAACAACUUGUUCAGAACUAAGUAUAGUUACAUUGAUUCUCUGAUCAACACAGGAUCUUACAAUAGUCUAAUUACCUCACCAAUGAUGCAAUUGCCUCAACUCCAGCAAAUUCCUGAUGCUACCGGAACAUCAAUGUUGGAGUCUAACAAAGAGAAGUUGAUUGUAUUGAGUAGGGCUGAUCAUAUAGGAGCAAAGCCUAAAGCAGACAGUGUUGGUACCAUGCAAUUGCCUCAACUCCAGCAAAUGCCUGAGGCUACUACCGGAACAUCAGUUUUGGAGUCUAACAAAGAGAAGCUGAUUGUAUUGGCUAGAGCUGAUCCUGUAGGAGAAAAGCGUAAAGCAGAGGAUACUCAAACUGGUUUGAACGAAGAUCUUCAAGUGAAAAGGCAGAAAGCAAAAGAAUCAGAAGCAAAGACGAUGUCUUUGGAAAGCGGAGAGAUAGUGUCUUCGAAGCUUCCUUGUUUGGGGAAACUUGGCAAUGGAAAGAAAGUAGAAAGCAAGGUAAGAAGUAGUUAUAAGUUUUGGUGUGAGAUUUGUAAAGUUGGGACCUAUUGUCAAACAGUCAUGAGAGAUCAUGAGUUAGGUAAAAAGCAUAAGGCUGCUGUUACACAACAGAAUGGAGUACCUGAAGCUGCUUCAACCUCCUUAUCCCCUGCUUCAGUUACAGCGCCGCAAUCAGAAGGUACUACGGUACGUGAAAAUGCUAAUCCGCAGGGUCAAAAAGUGGAUGAUAUGUCGGCGAAAGAAACACCGGGAAAGACGAUAGAAGGUGAGAAGAAAAAGCAGGGAACGUUUUGGUGCAAAACUUGUAAUAUUCAGACGAAUUCUGAGCAGACGUUGAGGAAUCAUACGCUUGGGAAAAAACACAUGACUUUGAUUGAGAAACAGCAGAAGAAACUCGUUACAGUCCCAGUGAGAUCUUUAAAUGCUGAUCCAGGAGAUAAAGAAUCAGUUUCUAUAGCAAUGGAUCAGACAAAAGGUAAGGUUCAUUGCUUGGAAAAGUCAUAGAAGAUGGUUACUUUGUUAUGUCAUGAAAAUAUACUAUGGCUGAGGAAUCAGAGAUACAAUUUUCAUUAAGCCAUGACAUGAAUGUUUCUUUUUAUGCAAUGUCACAGUAGGAGAUUUGCACAUGAGUGUUUUUGUAGUGAGAUUGAGAAUCUUGAGAAUAAUAAUAACCAGUGUAU